CUUACAUUUAUAAUCUCAUCAUAAAUUAAUUAUCUUCGGUGAUCCUUGUCAAAGUACCAAUUCUGGUGCAAACCAACAGCACAAGUCUGGUACUUCAUUUAUCUACAUCAGCUUUUGUUCCUCAGAGUCGGUAAAUUCUAAAAACCCUACAUCUUAUUUCAACUGCGUUCAGAUCAUCUGAAUUUUGUUAAUCUUGCGUGCUAAUCAAUCAUUGCCAGUAUUCUUUUGUAAGAUCUUGAUUUUCUUUUACGAAGCUCGCAGAAGUGACAACUUAAUUUAAUUGGAUCGCCGAUUUGGGAAGAUUUUGUGGAGAUGAUCGUCUGUAUUGCAGUUGUGGGUCACCAGAAUAAUCCACUUUACAUACAGAGUUUUACCGAAGCUGAUGAUGCCCUUAAACUUCAUCACAUUGUUCACUGCUCCUUGGAUGUCAUUGACGAACGAGUGAACAAUCCCAAAAAAUCUGGGCCGAUGCUAAAUGAAACGUUUUUAGGUUUGCUGUACCCAACAGAGAACUACAAAGUGUACGGCUAUUUGACUAAUACUAAGGUGAAAUUCAUUUUGGUGACCACUGAUCUGGAUGUUAGAGACGCUGAUGUUAGGAAUUUCUUCAGAAAAUUCCAUUCAGCUUAUGUGGAUGCAGUAUCAAAUCCUUUCCACAUACCCGGUAAAAAGAUAACCUCACGAACAUUUGCUGUAAGCGUCAGCAACAUUGUCAAGUCUUUUGGAUUGGGCUCAUCUGGGUGAAUUUGCAUUAUCCUUCAGGAAUUUGUUAAGCCUUUCUGUCGGAAUCAACAAAAUCCGUGUUCCAUGCUGAAGGAGUUAGCUACAAAAUUUAUCAGCAUGAUGCUUUUUUCAACGAAUGGCCUGAAUCUGUGAGUUUGUUCUUCAUGACGGACUAGGGAAAAGUUAUCUAAACUGAACUAGGCAUGCUAUUGGAUUUUGUAUGAUUUGUCAUUUUUUCUUAAAUAUACUUUACUUUAUAAUUGCAUUUGCCUAAUGUAGUUAAAUUCUGAAGCUUGA
Amaranthus tricolor (Joseph's coat) is the source of this 1020-nucleotide messenger RNA. RefSeq lists its product as uncharacterized. The record is from RefSeq and is a predicted model, not a curated record. NCBI's taxonomy places the organism in Eukaryota, Viridiplantae, Streptophyta, Magnoliopsida, Caryophyllales, Amaranthaceae. Gene Ontology annotation, biological process: endoplasmic reticulum to Golgi vesicle-mediated transport. Gene Ontology annotation, cellular component: cytoplasm; nucleus; TRAPP complex. The transcript is spliced from 6 exons. Bases 313 to 744 code for a protein of 143 amino acids.